AGGGGGAAAAAACCGGCUAAACCCCCAACCGGUGGCCAUCUUUGUGUUUUCAUUAUCGACAAAGAUAUAUAUAAGGGGACAAAGAUUUGGAGAAAAUUAGGGUUUCUAAAUUAGCCAAAGAGAAGAGAAUUAUCAGAAAGAAAGGAAAAAAAAAUGGAGUUCGAAGAUCAAGACGACCAAACGGAAGAAAUCGAGCUGCUGCCGGAAAUGCCAAACCCGACGGUGGCAAUCGACGCGCCGCCGCAGCAGCAGAGGAAGCCCCGCUACCGUGAGUGCCUCAAGAACCACGCCGUCGGCCUCGGUGGCCACGCCGUGGACGGCUGCGGCGAGUUCCUCCCCGCCGGCCCCGACGGCUCCCUCGACGCCCUCAAGUGCGCCGCCUGCAGCUGCCACCGCAACUUCCACCGCAAGGAAACCGACUCCUCCUCCUCUCCCUCCUCCGCCGCCAACGACGCAGCAGCCGCCGCGGCCUUCAACUUCUCUCCCCACCCCCACUUCCUCCUCCCCCACCACCACCCCCAGCAGUUCCCUCCGUACUACCGCACCCCCUCGGGGUACCUCCACGUGGCCCCGCCCCGCCCGCUGGCGCUGCCGUCGAACUCCGGCGGCCCCGGAGGGUCUUAUAGCCGUGAGGACGAGGAGGAUAUGUCGGGUCUGAAUAAUAAUAAUACGAGUAGCGGUGGAGGAGGGUCGGGGGCCGGGGGGAAGAGGUAUCGGACCAAGUUCACGGCGGAGCAGAAGGAGAGGAUGCUGGAGCUGGCGGAGAAGCUGGGGUGGAGGAUUCAGAAGCACGACGAUGAGGUGAUUCAGGCGUUCUGCAACGAGACCGGGGUGAAGCGGCACGUGCUCAAGGUGUGGAUGCACAACAACAAGCACACCUUGGGUAAGAAACCCUAGGGGAAAAAAAAGGUAACCAUUUAGUCGAUCAUUGUUCCGGUGUCUUUAAUUGCGGUAUCGGAGUUCGUAUCCAUAAGACUGGUAUCGGUGAUACAGUCAUAUGUCGGCAACCGAGUUGAUAUGGUAUCAAAAAGUGUAGUUACUUACGUGACGGUCGAUACGAUAUGCAAUUGCCGGAGCAGUGUUUAGCUUUCGUUUUAGAUAUUGGGGGUAAGAUUCUAGACUAGAGUCUUCGCUCCGGAUUCUAGUAUUAGUUUUAGGUCUCUCUUUUUUUCAUUUUUCUUUUUUGAAAUGUUUUUUUUUUUUUCCGGUCUCUUGUUUUUUUUUUUAAUUUAUGUUGUGUUGGGAGUAGGGAUGUUGUUGUGUCUAUAUAAAAUACAUAUUAUUUGGUGAUUUUCCAAA
Messenger RNA from Rhododendron vialii, 1299 nucleotides. Its product is annotated as zinc-finger homeodomain protein 1-like. Gene Ontology annotation, biological process: regulation of developmental process; regulation of DNA-templated transcription. Gene Ontology annotation, molecular function: DNA-binding transcription factor activity; transcription cis-regulatory region binding. Bases 154 to 897 code for a protein of 247 amino acids. The transcript has a single exon. Gene Ontology annotation, cellular component: nucleus. The record is from RefSeq and is a predicted model, not a curated record. Lineage: Eukaryota; Viridiplantae; Streptophyta; Magnoliopsida; Ericales; Ericaceae.